ACUAAUACAAUAUGAACGGUCAAGGCGGUGGUCUCCUCCAAGCCUUAAAUGGCAUAUCCACCGCCAACUGUCGACUAUAUUUGGACUGUGGCCUUUGGUAUGACAGGAAUGCCUGCUGUGACAUUAAGGAAGAUAAUUCGGAGGCACGUGGACGCAAACAGCAACAGUGAGGGGUAAUAAAAGAAGUUGAAAGGGUUGGCAACUACCAAAUUCCUACAUACAUUAGUUGCACUGAAGCGGUCGGGUCAGAGGCGUGUGCUGGAGCAGAAUGCUCGUCAAGAGAGUGGUGUGAGGUCACCCGGCCAGGGUGAAAUGUGCUUCCGGUCCAAAUGAGCUCAACUAUGUGGUAUAUCAUGCAAAGCAUUCAAAGUAAAUAUUCGCUGUCCGAGCGGCUGAUUCGGACCAUUGCUGCCAUCCGCUCCUUUCCCCAUGACAAUGUUGAGGAUCUCAUACGCAAGGGGGCGGAUGUCAAUCGAAUGCAUGGCACGUUGAAGCCACUCCACUGUGCAUGCAUGGUGGCCGAUGCCGACUGUGUGGAGCUUCUGUUAGAGAAAGGAGCCGAGGUGAACGCCCUGGAUGGUUACAACCGCACGGCGCUGCACUACGCAGCGGAGAAGGACGAGAACUGCGUGGAGCUGCUGUUGGAGUAUGGUGCCCACCCGGACGCCCUGGACGGCAACAAGGACACGCCCCUACACUGGGCCGCCUUCAAGGACAACCCAGAGUGCGUACGCGCCCUGCUGGAGAGCGGUGCCUGCCCCAACGCACGCGACUACAACAGUGACACGCCGCUGAGCUGGGCUGCCAUGAAGGGCAACUUGGAGAGCGUGCGAGUGCUGCUUGAGUAUGGUGCCCAGGUGCACGUCACCAACCUGAAGGGCCAGACGCCCAUCUCGCGGCUGGUGGCGCUGCUGGCACGGGGGCUGGGCACCGAGCAAGAGGAGGAGUGCCUGGAUCUACUGUGCCGUGCCGCAGGCCUCUUCCAGAUCCGCCGCGCAGACGGCACGCUGCCACGCGAGCUCAGCAAGGAUCCGCAGUUGUUGGAGCGGCUCACCGGCAUGGUGUCGCACCCGCCCUCGCUGCGCGCCCUGGCACGCUGCGCCGUGCGACACAGCCUGGGCGUCCAGUACCUGCCCACCGCCGUCAAGCAGCUGCCCCUGCCCGAGUCCGUCAAAGAGUAUGUGCUGCUCAGGGACUGACCUGACCUGGUCUGGCAGCCCUCCUGGGUGGAGGAGGGGUUGGCGUCAUUAGUGAGUGGGUGGGUGGGCAAAGAGUGCUCAUAGUGCAGUGGUGUCAAGGAGGGAAGUGGUGGUGCUUGUACAAAACUGAAAAAAAAGAGUCUAUUGUUAAUUUCUUUUUUUGUUGUGUUGAAAUAGUGUGAUUGCAAGUGUAUGUGUCUAGUCCACUGUAUGUAUGUCUUCAUGAUGAGUCAUUUGUCAAGUGUUUCCAGCUUCAAUUCUCCUGACAUCAUGUGCGAUUCUGUCUUGGUCCAGAUUGCAAUUGUGUAUAAGGUGUAAUGUGGAGGUAUGUAUGCAGAAUUAGGCCUAUUACUUGAUAUAAAGCAGGAGAGCUGCUGAUUUGGUGGUGGAAAUUCCACUAAACAAAUGAAAUGGAAAUUCACUAAACAAAAUGGGACAUCUUUACCAGCCACACAUACACAAAUAGCAAAAUUCACCAGCUAGUCGACAGCAAAUUUCACUAACCUCUUUCAUAUUUGAUUUUACACCCAUUUGUUAUGUGGCUGGUGCCAAGGUUCCAUGGACACACAUAGGAGAAGUAGAGUUUGGUUUUAUGUUAAAGAAGCACACACAAACGGCAAACUAUUUGCUAUUUUAAAUGGUGCAGACAGUAUAUGACUUAAUAUAACAGAAUCACUUAUUUUUUAUCAUGUUUUGAGUUAGCACUUGAAUUAAUUACUUGCAAAUGCUUGUAAUUUAAAUAUGUAAACAUUUGUUUUGUAUAUAUAUACAUAUAUAUAUAUCACAGAUCAUUUGUCAAUUUUAUUUAAGGUAAUUGCUCUGUAAGCAUGCGUGAUGUCUAAGGGUUUCAUAAAUUUUAUUAUUUUUUUCUGUUAAUAUUUUAGUAAUGUUAAUGACUUUUUCUGGUGCUUGUAGGAACUCUUAACGUUUCUGUCAGUGUAAAAACUUGCAUUCUUUUCUUUUUUCCUUUUCUUCUGUGAUGAUGCACAGAUUUGAGGAAUGGCAUGGUUCGCCUUUGUGAAAAAACUUAAAUAAUGUAGACGGAUAUGGCUUUUUAUUUUUAGCAUUUGACGAACCUAACCUCAGACACCUUUUUGCUUUCCUUGCUGCAUCUGUUCUCUCUGUUAAGUGGGCUAUUGGCAGUUUAUGUUUGUAUGAGAACUUAGUCUAAGCAUUUGAUAUGACUUCAUGGUAACUUUUGUGAAGUACAAAAAAUGACAAAUGUACAGUCAACCCAAAAGUGCUUUCUUCUUUUCUUAUACAGAGAGUAAAAGUCUUUCCACUUGUCAUAAACUA
This is a messenger RNA of Engraulis encrasicolus (European anchovy), 2495 nucleotides long. RefSeq names its product ankyrin repeat and SOCS box containing 8 (gene asb8). Gene Ontology annotation, biological process: intracellular signal transduction. The record is from RefSeq and is a predicted model, not a curated record. The coding region runs from base 330 to 1199 and encodes 289 amino acids. NCBI's taxonomy places the organism in Eukaryota, Metazoa, Chordata, Actinopteri, Clupeiformes, Engraulidae. Gene Ontology annotation, molecular function: protein binding. The transcript is spliced from 4 exons.